Dicentrarchus labrax (European seabass) is the source of this 6803-nucleotide messenger RNA. RefSeq names its product IQ motif containing E (gene iqce). The coding region runs from base 383 to 2563 and encodes 726 amino acids. The record is from RefSeq and is a predicted model, not a curated record. Lineage: Eukaryota; Metazoa; Chordata; Actinopteri; Moronidae. Gene Ontology annotation, molecular function: protein binding. The transcript has 22 exons.
AUCUAGCUUAACGCAGCUCAUUAACAGCUGCCUGGUUGCUAGACGACUCUAUCUGCAACACUGAUGUGAAAACAGCAACCCCCCCCUUCUCCGUGGAAAGAAAACAACAUUUUAACGGGGUUUUUUUUCGGAAGCUAUGGUCAACAGUGUCUUUCUUUUUUAAAACGUGGAGAAGCCGCUUGUGUUGUGGGGCGGAAAUACGAGUGGUGUGGCACACAGCUAGCGUCUCUUUUGUAGCCCCAUGUUUUUGUUUUUCACCAAGUAACGUUAGGAAGAAAAAAGAGGGGGCAACCUGAAGUGCGCUGUGUGAAAAGAAAAAUGAGAGGAUUAAACACGGACAAAGUCAAGUUUUCCAACUUAACGUAACAUUUGCUUGCCAGCUAUGUUUAGUUCAGCGGCUAAGAUGUCUCUGGAGGCGAGUGAUGUUCAAACUGAUGAAGACUAUGAAGAGCUGGUUGAGGAUGGCUUCUCUUUCUCUGCCGAUAUUCUGGAAAAGAGUACAAGGAGAAAGAGACCUGGCAAACCUCCUCCCUCUCCAAGGUCUCCAUACCUCUCCAGUAUGAAUGUGAACCCCAGAAGAGUAGCAGUGGCAGCCUGGAGACUUCCAAGGGCCUCCCUGGGGGACACCAGAGGGGACACACCUGGGGAGAGUGGUUCAGCUCGCCUCACAUCCCUCAGUAACGGCCAUGAUGCAUCCCAGACGCUGAGAUCAGAGUACGAUGUCACACCAGAGCUUCUUAAACAGACCUUGAGCAUGAAGAAACACAAACAUCUCAACUCUGGAUCCAAUGGGUUCACCUUCAGCACAGGUGACUGCAAAGGAAAGGAGGACAUGUAUGAUGAGAUCAUUCGCCUCAAGAAGAGUCUCCAGGCGCAGAAGUCUGACAACCAGCAAAUGAAAGCCAAACUACGCCGCCUGGAGGAAGAUAAUGCUAAAAGAGAGAAACAGAUAGAAGAACUGUUGGAUCCCACUAAAGGAUCUGAAUAUACUCGUAGUUUGGUGGAUAAGAAAAAAGAAGGGAGUGUGGUCCUCAAUGGGUUGAAACAAAGAAUCCUGAAGCUGGAGCAGCAGUGUAGAGAGAAAGAAAAUGCCUUAAGUAAACUACAAAGUGAGCUGAGAACCACCAACCUGGAGGAGCUGAAGAUCACAGUAGAAACCUACUUUGAUGAGAUCCAGAGGCUGAGGAUGCUUCUAGAAGCUGCAGAGAAAAGUAGCCGAGCAGAGAGUAAAUGCUCCCAGAGACAGCAGAAAGCUUUAAACUCUGUGGUUCAUCGUCUUUCUGAGAACCUGAAGCAGGUCCAACAGGAGAAUACAGCGCUCAGAGAGGAGCUCAACACUGACAGUCCUGCAGGAGGAAUCAAAGGUUACAGAGAGUGGAGUAAACAGAGACUGUUGAGAAGGCUGUUGGAGGUGGAGAAGAGGCUGGAGGGCAGCAGAAAACACACCCAGUCAGCAAAGAGCGGUGGACGGUUGGAUCGGGAGGUCCAGGCCACUCCCACCGAGAUUCUGGGCUUUACCAUGGCAACAGAGGCAGUGGUCUCUGUGGGAACAGUCACUGAGGAAGGGGAGGAGGUUUCUGAUCUGAGAGAACGCCUCAGCCAAUUGGAGAAGGAGAGGGCGGAGCUUGAAGAGACUCUGUCAAGUAAAGAUUAUGAGUUGAGACAGUUGAGGACAGAAAGAGAAGAACUGGAGAAAGAGACAGAACGGUGGAGAACUGAGCAGACAACAGUAUGGGAAAAGGAGAGAGAGCAGCAUAAACAGGAGUUGGACCAGUUGUGGAUGAGGAUCCAAACUCUGGAAGAUGGAAGUAAACCGGCACCAGCUGAGCUCUGCUCUCUCUCUGGAACAUCACCAGAGGACAAGGACAGUCAGACUGGAGCAUGUCUAGAAGAGGGAGGAGAGAGGGACGCUGGAGGUAAAGAACAGAGGGAGGGGGAAGGAGAUGAAGAGUUGGGUACAGAUGCUGAGCAGAAGGAAGAAGAGAAAGCAGCAUUGGUCAUCCAGACAAACUGGAGGGAGCACAGAAAUAGGGACAUUGUGAUGUUGCAGUCAGCAUUAAGGGGCCACCUCCUCAGACAAUCACAGCUCAAGGACCUGCUGAAAGACACACAGAAUAAGGCUGUAGAAGCGACAACCCGCAGUGAUGUUGUGUCCUCUGUAGACGGGGAGGUGGAUGUGGUUGCCUUGACGAUGGUACAGUCUGCAUUCAGGGGACACCUGGCUCGCUGUAGUCUUGCAAUAGAGAGCUCAGGGUUCUCUGCGCCUUCUCUAAUGGCAAACAAUUUGCCCAUGCUGGUACCAAGAAGAGCUCGCUCAACACACACACCCAGCAGAACAGGUGCUGCAUCCUUCCAUAAAGAUGAUGAAAAGCAGGGUGAAGAAGAAGAACCCUGGCUCACCUCUAACACUCACUCCUCCAGGAUGACACCCAUAACAGACCAAACAGAGCUUCAUUGCACAGCUGAGUCUGGUGGCACCGCUGCAGUUGAUUCGGAUGACUCUGAUGACAUAAUCGUGUCUCCAUCCCGUCCUCUAAGAAGCAGAGAAGUCUUAAUCUUAUAGACCUUCUGGGUUGUGUGUGUGUGUGUGUGUGUGUGUGUGUGUGUGUGUGUGUGUGUGUGUGUGUGUGCUGUGUAAGUGUGAGGGAAGAAUUUCUGCCUGUGUUUCUACUCAGAGCCUGUAUGUCAGAGACUUGCACAGUCAUACGUACCAAAUCAUUAUGGUUUGGGUUCUUACUGAACCUGCAAAUGAUAGCUGGGAUAUUCCAGUAUUCGUCAGGAUAACAUUGAACAUACACAAUAUUUGCUGUCUGCUGAAUUGUCGCCUGUAUAAGCGCAUUUUGUUUCUACAGUAAUAACCAGAAUAUUCUGGCAAGUUGGGUGCAGGGUAUUUUAUGACAGGAAGUUAAGAGGCACAUAAACACCUCACUUUGAUCAUGCUCUUAUUUAGGAUAAUGUCAAAAUACAAUAUGUAGAUGCAGUGACGUAUUGACACGAGACUAUAGGAUAUUCUCUUUCAGCGUAGAAGAAAGCACUCACUCAAACAUGAAAUGGACAUCGCCUUUAAUUCUAAGCUAUUAUUCUUGUGGUUUAUCAUUUCAGCCAAAUUUGAAUUAGUCCUAUGUUUUCUCAAUGAUUGUUUUGUUUGCCAAAGUGCCUACUGCAUGAAUAUUCAAAUUAAAAUUGUUAAUAAAUGUAUUCAUUUCUCUUAACCCAACUGGCCCAAGUGAGCCACAUCACUAUAAAUUCCUCUGGACUUCACAGGCUUGAAAUGAUUAAUGAAAUAUAUUUCUACACGACUGAUUUGUAACACUUAAAUGUCAUUACACUUAAUUUUGUCAUGUGUGCUUAAAUGAUGGCUGAUUCCGAGAUAUGAUUCUCAACCGAUGCACUAUUGAGUUAAACUGUGAAUAAAUUAUAGAUCAGUAUGCUGCAAUACUAAAACACACGGUCAGAACAGUGGAGGAUACACAGGGAGUAUGUCUAAUGCCAAUAAUGUUUGUGCUCUGAACCAGACAAAUGAUAACCCAGAGGGAGGUCAAUAAAGAGAAUGGACGAGAGCAGUUUUCUCCACAUGAUGUGUGUAACUUAAUUUCUGAGACAUUCAAUAAAAUGCUGUUUUUAUAAUAAAACCUCUUGUGUCUGUUAAGAAAAGCGAUGGUGGAUAUGUAUAUUUACUAUACAGUGUACAAUUCUGAGGAACAUUUCCAAGGUUCAUUUAUCCUUUAUACUUCACUACACUAACGCUUCAGAAGGAAUUAUUGUACUUUUUUACUCUACACGUAUUGACAGCUAUAGUUACUAGCUCCUCUUUAGAUUAUAAACGUUAGGUAAAUCAUAAACCUAUGAAAAACAGUACACUGUUGAAGAUUAAACAAGCUGUUUCCAACAUUUACAUAUACUCCAAGCAACAUCAACCCUAGUGUUAAUAGUGCACACCAUAAUAACUUAUUUUAUCUAUUUAUUUAACAGAAUACGGUGAUAAUAUAAAAACACAUUCACAUUAAAUCCUAAAGAUAGAAGCAAAUACCCAUAAUGGUGUGGGAGCAUCCAGGUUUUCGUGAUGAACUGCGCAUGCGUACAGGUGAACAUGUUAAACUUCUGGCAUCCAGCUUUAAGUGAAAGGUGUCUCCAUCUUAUAUAUAUAUAUAUAUAUAUACUGUCAAUGGUCUCCACUGAAAAAUUCUAAUUCUUUUUUCUUUAAAAAUGCCAAGCGGAACAAAACAAACCAACAAUUCCACCGUCGGAACUUAACAGUGUAACACGUCGAUCGGAAGUAAACAGCCGCCAUUCGCGUUACCCGCAUGGAUUCAUUCAGUUCACACAAAGUGGUUUUCGUCCAUCAGUAGAACUUCUUUGUAAGUCAACAACAAUGUAUUCAGUCGAGCGUUUCAGAGGGUUUGUCAACGAGCGACUCGCCGCUGCUGUGGAGGAAAUAAUGGGAGUGUUUAAAAGAACAGUGUCAGAGUACGAGGAGGAGAUCAGCCGGCAGAACAGACUGCUGCACAUAGCCUGGAAACCCGAAAUAAAGAUACACAGGAUAGAGCUCCCACAGCAACAUGUCUAUGAGGAGGAGGAGGAGGAGGAGGAGGAGAAGGUUCAGCUCUGUCACCAAGAGAGGAGCUCCAGUCUGGACCCAGAGCCUCCACAGUUUAAAGAGGAGCAGGAGGAGCUCGUACUGAAGCAGGAGACUGAUACCUUUAUGUUGACUGCUACUUAUGAAGAAGAUGAUCAGACUUUGUGCCUGCGUCCCGGUGAAACUGUGUGUGCAACCGAGAAGGAGUCCGUAGUCGUCACAUCACUAAGAAGCAGCUCCGUGGUAUCCGAAGGAAAAAGUGACUCUUGUGUAGCUGAGAGACGAAAUCAGAAAGGGGGCAAGCGUGGAGAUUCAGGAUCGACUAGACACGGGGAACCAAAAGCAAAGAAAAAACGUAACAAAACAAGAAGUCACACUAACAAUGUAAAUAACUCUCAAUGUAAUAUCCACACAGGUAAAAAGCCCAUAGUAUGCGACACGUGUGGGAGAACUUUUAUGUUUAAGUCCCAAUGGUACAUACACCAGAGAAUCCACACAGGUGAGAAGCCAUAUUCCUGCAGCUUCUGUGGCCGAGGAUUCAGUCAGAAGAACUCACUGAACACUCACAGGAGAAUGCACACAGGUGAGAAGCCAUAUUCCUGCAAAAUCUGUGGGAGAACCUUCAGUGAUCCAUCAGGCGUGAGUUAUCAUAAUAAACUGCACGCAGGGGAGAGGCCAUAUGCGUGCAAAGUGUGCGGGAGUGCUUUCAUAAGUCGCUCGGACAUGGUGAUCCACCUUAGAGUACACACGGGUGAGAGGCCGUACAUUUGCAACAUAUGCGGGAAAAGUUACGCCCGGAAGCCGUGCUUGAAAAGGCACAGCAGAACUCAUGCGGGGGAAAUGCAGCAGGUUUAAUAGUGACUUGACAGUCUGAUGUGUCUCGAUUGGGAAAGCAUGUAAGGUCACGUACGAGCAAGUAGCUUUGUUCUUUUGUGCGAGACCAUUCAGUUAUAGUGGUUCGAUAGUCAAAACACAGAAGAAACCGCAUAAUUGAGCAGUUGUGGGAACUUGGGAGUUUUACUCAAAUCACAAACCUGAAAGCAGGAUCAAUACACACAGCAGAGAAACCUUGAGCUUAAGUGUCCAUCCAUUCAUUAUCGCGGCGGCAGGUCGUGCCAGACGUAUCCAGACGACCUUUCCCAGGCCAGAUGAGAUGUAUGAUCCUUCCAGCGGGUUCCGGGUGUCCUCCCAGUUGGACAUGCCUGGACCAACCUCCUAUGGAAGGCACCCAGGAGGCAUCCUGAUCAGAUGGUGGAACCACCUCAGCUGGACCUCAGUUCCUUCUGGCUACGUUCAGGCUUCAGGCCAAAGCGAGCCGAAUCUGGAUCACAUGUUUUCAUUAUAGUAUGAACAGCAUAAAUCACAUGGGAUCUGAUGUUUUCAAUUCAGAUUCAGGCCACUUUCAUACGUGAUCCAAGUCAAAAUACAGAUCUGAUUUCUUUUACAGUGGGACCUCAGUGUGAACAGACAUAUCAGAACUCAUGUAACUUAUUGACUGACAUUCAUCAUGCGGCCCACUUCGGGACACUGAAAUCUGAUAUUGGCCACAUUUAAAAAGCAAAGCGAACAACCAAUCUGAGCAAUAAAUCUGAGUUGAGUGUUGAGGCUUGCAGUUUGAACAGAGCCUUUGAUGCGGAGAAGCAGCAGCUCCCUCCGGAUGUCCGAGCUCCUCACCCUGAGCCCGGCUGCCCUAUGGAGCAAAGAUGAGAUGUCAAUAUUUUGAUGUAAAGAUAUCCUUCAUAUAACUAUAACAAUAAUAAGUUAACAAUAACUGUUAACUUAUAUAUUCUUGUGCUCUAUGAACCUCCUAGAACCCUUAGUACAUCUGGGACUAGCUUACUGAUUUGUUCCAAGAACCAAAUAUGGUGAAACAUCAUUCUGUGAUCAUGCAACACAAGUAAACUCUGUCCACUUUAAAGUCAAAGCUAAAACAAAUGUCCUAUUUAACACUGCUUAUUCUAGCCAGUAAUGGCAAAAAAACUAGCUUAGUUUAGCUUGUAAGCAGCCUUAAUGUGUGUUACAUAAAUUAGUUUUAAAUAAAAAAAUUUUAAUUGUGCCUCUAAAUGUGGGAAUAUUUAGUUUUUGUAUUUUCAACAGAUUAAAACUUCACUUGUUCUUCAAAUUGGAAAUCUUUUCUCUUUGCUGUACUUUUAUUACCCUGUAAAAGCUAAUUGAAUUGCCCUGUUGUAUGAAAUGAGGUAAACAAAUAAAGUUGCCUUGCCCAUUA